Hydatigera taeniaeformis is the source of this 2082-nucleotide messenger RNA. The record is from the annotation of a GenBank genome assembly. NCBI's taxonomy places the organism in Eukaryota, Metazoa, Platyhelminthes, Cestoda, Cyclophyllidea, Taeniidae.
AUGGAAAAGUCUUCCGACAAGCAGGUUUUUCGUCUUUAUCUGGAGAAGAGGGUAGCCAGGUUGAAGUAUCCUCCCGAUCCAGCUGUUUUUGUUCAUCCUGAAAAGAGCGUUAACUGGGAGCCCUUUGUCUUUCUUGGUACUGAAGAUGAAAAAACUCUGCGGACCUUUAAAACCCAAAUUGCUAAGUUCUUUUCUAUGUACUUGGGUUCGUCCCAAGUUGAAUCAGAACAUCUGGCUGUUGAAAUUAUGAAGGUGAUCACUUCUAAGGACAGCAUUCGAAAUGAGGUAGUCAACAUUUUAAAGCAGAGCAUGAGCCUUGAGUUGGCAAGUUAUAAGACGCUAGAUCACCUGCGUUUAUUGGCGGAUGGAGGCAAGGAGGCUGACGGUGGCGUAUUUGCUAAACUCAAUCGCACUCGACGUGAAGCUCCACAGGCCUCUAAAUUUGCCGUGAUGGAUGGAAUUCCGGGAAAUGGUGCUGAUUCUGAUGAAAUGCGGGGUCAAGAUGGCAAUCAGAAGGUAUUCGCUGUUUCCAAUGCAAGUAAAUCUAAUCAAACUGCCCCAUUGAAUGAGACUGUCAAACAAAGAGAAGCCAUUGCUAACGACCCAGAUACUGUAAGGAAGAAUGAAAAUGAAAAUUCUGAGGGCUCUUUUAUAGCAAAGAAGGCUGUCGAUAUGCAGGUUCCCUUAGAGGAUGCUGGUUCUGCCGGCAAAUCAGUGCAGAGUGGGAAAAAGGCAGAUUAUGAUGUUCCUAAUGAAGGGCAAAAGAAUUUGCCAAAUAUAAAGUUAUCUGGAGAGCGUGUAGGCUCUGUUGGCGAUGAAGAUGCUGAUCUGGAGCCAAGAGAAUUGAAUCCCAAACCGCUUUUUUCUCCCACCACCCUGGCAGCUAUUCAUGACGUUAUAUCAGCUUAUGAUGCUGAUCAAGGUAACGGGUUUCGAUACGUUUUUACAAAUGGCAGGGUCUCCCUUAAUUUCUCAGUUACAUUCUUAGAUCGGAUGUCACCUAGCGCUUACGAUCUGAUCUUCCACAAUUGUCGGAAAGGCCCCAUCGAUGUGUCGAUAGCAAUGGUGGAGCGAAACGGAAACAAUUACCUCUCCAUAGGCGAGCAACCGUUGACGAUCCUCUUCCUCGUGUUUUCCCUCAUAUACGUCUUCCUUUCAGUCGUUUGGAGCUUGCAUCUACGAUUUUCCAAGGCUCCCGUCUUCCGAAUUCACCGCCUCAUGCUGGCCAUGGUUAUCGUCAAAUCCAUUUCUCUCAUGUUCCAUGCGAUUAAUUAUUUCGUGAUCGGAAGGCAUGGUGUUCAGGAGGAGGGUUGGGCUGCGAUGGACUACAUUGCUCACCUAACUCGAGGAUUUCUGUUAAUCGUCACCAUCCUAAUGAUCGGUGCUGGUUGGACGUUCAUCAAGCAUGUCUUCACGCGCAAGGAGAAACAGGUCUUUCUCAUCGUCAUUCCAUUACAGGUGUUUGCAAAUAUCGCGACCAUAGUGAUAAAUGAAACAGAACAGGGCGCGAAGCGCUUUGCUCUGUGGAACGAGAUCUUUACGGUGGUGGAUCUGCUUUGCUGCGCUGGAGUGCUGUUUCCUGUUAUCUGGUCCAUCCGCCAUCUGCGUCAGGCGGCGCAGACUGACGGGAAGGUUGCGCAGAAUUUGCGUAAACUACGACUUUUUCGUCAUUUCUACAUUCUUGUCAUCUGCUACAUCUACUUCACUCGCAUCAUCGUCAACCUGCUGCGAAUGACCACACCCUUUGCGUGGACUUGGCUGGUAGAGCUCUUUGAGCAGACCGUCACGCUAAUCUUUUACAUCUCUGUGGGACACAAGUUCCGGCCCUUCAACGACAAUCCAUAUCUACAGCUUCCAACCUCGGAGGAGCAAGAGGCAGAAGAUGUUGUCAUGGAGCUUUUUAAUAUGGAGGAGGCCUUAUCACAGUCGGGUAUGAUGGAUGGAGUGACGCGUAUCCAUCGGCCGCAAAAUCUUGAGGCGGCACGAGAGAAUCGGCGUCGGCGUGAAGACGCGGCUAAUCGACCGUUGCCAGGGGACGCGGAGGCUGCAGACUCAGAUUUGCUCCCACUCAUUCAUCCUUAG